AGGGCAACCAUCUUUGAUUCAGUUUACCCGCACAAAUGUUGGUCGAUUAGCCGUGGGCAAAGAAUGAAGCGGCCAUUCUCGCUGACUCAUCUGGCUUCGCUCAUGUUCCUAGUUUGGAGUCACUGCUUAUUGCCUCCAGAAACAAGCGCUUCUCCCUACAAGUCAAAUCAACUGGGCAUUCGUUCAGCGGCUCUGGCCUCUCAGAAGAGGAAGUGUGUGCCAACAAAGAAAAUGAAGGCUAUCAAUAAGCCCGGGCGACGGAGAGUGCGCUUGCAAAAAGCGAGUGGAGAGAGCUCAAGACCUGCGCCAAGCUCAAUCAUCAAGUUCAAAACUCUAUAAAGCAAG
Molecule: messenger RNA, 345 nt
Organism: Cucurbitaria berberidis CBS 394.84
Lineage: Eukaryota; Fungi; Ascomycota; Dothideomycetes; Pleosporales; Cucurbitariaceae
Exons: 1
Coding region: 64-339 (91 amino acids)
Source: RefSeq, a predicted model, not a curated record